CGGAAUUCCUCGUCCAGACAGCCUCGUUUCAUGAAUGAAACAAGCAAUUAAAGCGUUGUGUCGAGGCGGAAGAGCAUCCGCGCAUCGAAAUAUGACGGAAUCGAGAAGGAAAUCGCCCGACGUCGCUGGCAACACGGUAACUUUUUUACUGACCAAACAGGCAGAACAUCUUGUGGAUAGCCGUCAUGUCAAGGUCGUCGUUGUCGGUAGUGCACCCAAAGGCGUUGCGGUCGCUAUAGCGAUUUUAUUCAAGCGUCUUGCCUCCGAGCUCGUCCUCAUAGACGUGAACGAGGAUCUCGCCAAGGCGGAAGCAGAAGACAUCAGCCACGCGGCGGCGUAUCUCGGCAAUCCGAGGAUUAUUGGUACCAAAGACUACGCUUGCGCCAGAGAUGCCGCGGUAUGCGUGAUCACAGUUGGAAGCCAGUCGCAGGAGGAUCAGCAAUCAGCUGAUUAUCUAGAGCAUAAUCUGAAAAUUUUCAAGGACAUUAUUCCGAACGUCUGCAAGUACGCACCGAACAGUGUUCUUCUCAUUCUUUCGAAACCAGUCGACAUCCUAUCGUACGUUGCUAUGAAACUGUCGGGAUUUCCACCCAAUCGUGUUAUAGGACUAGGAACGUUUUUGGAUAGUUGUAGAUUUCAGUAUUUCAUCGCGCAGAAGCUCGGAAUUUCGGCGAGUACGAUUCAAGCGUUAAUCAUUGGCGAAAGCGGACCGACUUCUGUGCCGGUUUGGUCCGCCGUUGCGGUAAUGGGCAUGCCUUUAAAGGACAUAAAUAAAGAAAUCGGUACGAAAUCGGAUCCAGAAUCCUGGAGUGAUUUGCACACGAAAGUGAUCGACACCGAUAAAGAAUUGAUCAAUAAAAAAGGCUAUCACAGCUGGGCAGUCGGUAUCUGUGCAGGCGAAAUUGUCGACGCUAUCGUGCGCAAUACUUGCGCCUGUUUCACCGUUUCGACAUUCAUCAAGGGUUGCCGACACGGACUAGAGAAAGAUAUCUUUAUGUCACUACCAUGUGUGGUAGGGAGAAACGGCGUACAGUCAUUUAUUCGUUUGUCGUAUACGCCCAAGGAGCAAGAGUUGAUGACGAUAUCUUGUCAAAGAAUUUAUGAGGCGCAGAAAUCGAUCCUCGACAAGAUUGAAUGAGCAAAAAGCGCAACUAAACUGUAUAUCGUAUAAUCUUAUAACUACAAUAUUUCAUUUAAUCUAAAGUACUCUCAAUAUAUUCUCAACAAUUAAUGAGAAAUUUGUACUAAUUUUAUGUUCGAAAGAAGUAAAGUAGCCUAGAAAUUUACAUAUAUUUUUUUAAUUUACUAAUUAUUCAUUCCGUAAGUACGAAAAGAAUUAUCAACUACACCGUGGAUUGUUUUAUGUGCCGAUUUUCAUCAGUUAAAAAAAUUUCGGACAGCGUAAUGGUCCUGUGAUAAAAAGAAUUUUAUCUCUUACUAUAUGACUUAUCCAGUCAAGUCAGAAAAUUAAAAAAGAGAAAUCUGCAUUUGUUUUACAGAAUGGUUUGGUUUUGUUGCGCGAUCUGAUGAAUAGGGAGCACUAUAAAUUGCGGGGCGUACUCUGAGAAUUUCGGUCCCAAUUUGCAAAGAUUAAUACGGACUACUCGUAAUUAAUUGCUUUGCGUAUGGAGCAGUUAACCAUCCCGCUAAAGGCGAUCGAGAUGAUAAAACGAUUGCUAUUAUAAAUAUAAAGAGAGGCGGUUUGGCGGUCCUAGUGGUCAGAGAUACACCAAUUUGUUACAAAAUUCGCGUAUGCCAAUGUCACGUUUUUUAUCUUUGUCAUCCUUUACAUUAAUUAAGACGUUUGUUUGCCAUCCGAUGUUACAUUGUCGGAGUAACGAGGUAUCUUCAAUGUGCAUGAGAUCGAGUGUAUUAAUUGGCGGCAAAAUAAUUGAUCCGAUAAUUGUGAAUAUUUCAGAUUAUACAAGCUUCUCCUUACAUAAAAGCGUUUCGUUAUGUCUUCUUUUCUAAAGUAAUAUUUUUUGUAAUUAUAUUGUGCUCUCUACAUUCAUUAUAUCCGAAUAUUUGAGUUAAGAUUUACAUAAGAUACUAAAUUAAGUAUUUCGUUAAGAUUUGCACUUCAUGAAUACAAAUUGUGCAUCUAAAAUAAUCUUUGGCUGUUAAAUUGCCAGUUAAAUUGCUUCAAAGUUAAGUGUAUUGAUAAUUUUUUAUGGCAGAUGUAAAACCAGGCAGU
Molecule: messenger RNA, 2194 nt
Organism: Linepithema humile (Argentine ant)
Lineage: Eukaryota; Metazoa; Arthropoda; Insecta; Hymenoptera; Formicidae
Source: RefSeq, a predicted model, not a curated record